This is a messenger RNA of Trametes versicolor FP-101664 SS1, 339 nucleotides long. RefSeq lists its product as uncharacterized. NCBI's taxonomy places the organism in Eukaryota, Fungi, Basidiomycota, Agaricomycetes, Polyporales, Polyporaceae. The transcript is spliced from 2 exons. The coding region runs from base 1 to 339 and encodes 112 amino acids. The record is from RefSeq and is a predicted model, not a curated record.
AUGUCGAAUCGCGUUCGUGAACCUAGCUUGAAGAGGACCUCCUCGUCCCAGGAGAACCGCACCUCGGCGUCUUGGAAUCGCGACCCCAGCAACUUCUCGCACCUCCGAGGGCUGAAUCCCACAUAUGACGAGCAUCCCGACGUAGACGGGAACCCACUCGGUCACAUUCGGUCGACUGGGCCGUCCACCGCUGACCCGGACAGCCUUAUCGAGGACACGUCUGGUGCGAAAACCCCUACGCAUGAUCGCGCGACCACUCCGAUACCCGGUGAGAAGACCCGCUCGCAAGACAUGAAUCGUUCUGCUAGUACAUCUCAAUUCCAUAGCGCGCAUAUAUGA